AGCUACAAUGGCUGAAACUAUGGACCCGCUGGCUCCGAGUGUCAACUCGUCUUCCCGACCCUCGGGUCUGAUGAAUAAGCUGCGAUUGAGGUUCGGCAGAUUGCCGGCUGGGAGAGCUCCAGGAGAAGGAUAUGUGGAAUUCGGAGAGUUCCGCGCAGAACGAACUGCUAUCAAGAAAGUGGGCACCUUCGCUGGUGUCUUCUGUCCCGUCGUGCUGUCCAUGUUCAGUGCUCUCAUUUUUAUUCGAAUGGGUUACCUAGUGGGCAAUGCAGGUCUAUUAGUGACUCUAGCACAAUUCGGAAUGGCCUAUUUAAUAGUGCUCUUUACUGUGAUGUCAAUUUGUGCUAUCUCCACCAAUGGUGCUGUUGAAGGCGGAGGAGUUUACU
Molecule: messenger RNA, 386 nt
Organism: Hyposmocoma kahamanoa
Lineage: Eukaryota; Metazoa; Arthropoda; Insecta; Lepidoptera; Cosmopterigidae
Product: solute carrier family 12 member 9-like
Exons: 3
Biological process (GO): chloride transmembrane transport; potassium ion homeostasis; cell volume homeostasis
Cellular component (GO): membrane
Molecular function (GO): potassium:chloride symporter activity
Source: RefSeq, a predicted model, not a curated record